Messenger RNA from Ornithorhynchus anatinus (platypus), 4873 nucleotides. It is a transcript of the gene DUSP9, whose product is annotated as dual specificity phosphatase 9. Gene Ontology annotation, cellular component: cytoplasm; cytosol. NCBI's taxonomy places the organism in Eukaryota, Metazoa, Chordata, Mammalia, Monotremata, Ornithorhynchidae. Bases 2593 to 3759 code for a protein of 388 amino acids. Gene Ontology annotation, biological process: negative regulation of MAPK cascade; protein dephosphorylation. The record is from RefSeq and is a predicted model, not a curated record. Gene Ontology annotation, molecular function: MAP kinase tyrosine/serine/threonine phosphatase activity; protein tyrosine/threonine phosphatase activity. The transcript has 5 exons.
GGUUGGUGUCUUCCUGCUGCUUCUUGGAUCCUAAAUCCAGAUUAAGCUCAGAGCUAGUGUGUUUCUAUCUUUGGAAAGUUGCUUUGCAGCAAGGUGGAGAGAGGAAUUCGUUCCAGCCACGGGCAAAGAUGAAGGUACUUUGUGAUGCAGCUGAAUGGAUUGGAAGUGCACUGGGGUCUCCUCUCCGCUUCCCAGGCCCGAAGCCUCAAGCGGCGGUGACCCAGGCCCGCCCCGCUCUCAGCCCUCUGGCCCCGUGCCCUCCAGCGGCGUGUGGCGGUGGCCCCUCUGGCUCGGCCGUUGGCACUGGGCUCCCAGGGGACAUCGGCGCAGGACUUUAGCCCCAGCCAUCCGGCUCAGCUGGCGUCUCCGCACCUCCCCACCCCGCACACGCGCUCCCCCACGGCACCUCUGGAUUCCCCCCGCCGCCCGGGACCACUCGCCUUCUCACCUGGAUGACUUCUUGCCAACAGCUGGGGACUCAGAGACCACCUCCUUUUCCACUUGAAUUCCGGCUCCACCUUUCCAGUGGCUUCGGAUAGCCAGCGUCUCUGCCGGGGACCCACUGGGGGUGGGAGGGAUGUGCUCAAAAUAACCUUAAGGGGAAGGAAGGAGAAAGAAGAGCCAGAAGUGGGUGACAGCAGCCUACCCGUCCGCCUGUCCAUCUCUCUCUCUCUCUCUCUCUGUCUUCCCCGUCCCCUUCCCCACCUUCCGCAGAUCCGCCAUCGGAAAUCUGGAGGCCUCCAAGCUCAGAUUGCUGCUGAGGGUGGGGUCGCCACAGGCAGAACCUUCGCCCCAUUUCGGGGGUGUUUUCCCCGCAGGCCGAGUGACUGACCCGGGACCGGCCGAGGGCGUUUGAAAAGGAAGUGAUUCUGUUUUAUUUUCUUCCCCUUCUUGUAGUACGAAGGAACUCGGUCCGCCGUGUAAGCAGGUAUUUUCUUGGAAGUUUUCCGAGUCAGAUCGCGAGGCCAUUCUCUUCUCUUUUUCUUUGCGUUGAGGGGAACGAAAGGUUGGGCAAAAUUGGCAUCAAACACCCCGGGGCCUGGCCAGCUCUGACUGGGACCUCGGACCCGCAGAGAAUCCACAUGUGCCGAGGACCCAGUACAACCAGCUGAAACCGCCCUACAGGUGCCCACACGGCUGAGCCCGUGGGGGUAGAUAAAGCCCCCCGGGGACAUGCCCUUUUGUGCCAAAAGUGGGACCCGGUUACUCCUGCCUUAAAUUUUUGCUCUCGGGACCACCGCCGGGGGAAUCACCAGGAAAAGGGGACUUGCCCGGAGCCUGGGCGGCUCCCUCCUGGGGCCUGGCAGACGGAGAGGCGCCCCGCCACAGCGCCAAGGGAGAGGAAGGGGCGGAGAAGAGGGGUGUGCUCUCCGGGUCAGCGGAGGCCGAGGGCAUUUGAAUCCCAGUUUGUGGUGGGGACCUCGAGAACUGAGGGGGUGAGCCCAUCUCCUGAGUUUCCUGGGGUCUCCACCCACCCCUCUCCCCCCCCCAGCCACCGUGAUUUAUUUAACCGUGGCCCCUUCGGAGGAGAUAGCAGGAGGCCGUCAACCUUUGAGUCGGUGGCUCAGCGGCCUUCCAGCUCUCCCUCCCCCUCCUCGUCUCCGUUUUGGUGUUCUGGCUCUUGGCUGGCGGGAGGGGUGGGGAAGUGGCUGGCAGGGUCGGGGAGGGGAGGCAGGACCGAACUCUACAGGGAGAGACUGGGGCAUUUCCUGCUAUCGCCACCUUGGUGCCUUGCUGGGCGUCUGGAGCUUGUGGAGUCCCGCCGCCUCGUCGUGUCGGGGAGGGAAGCGGGGCAGGGGCGGGGGAGUCGAGGCCAGGUCCUAAGCUAGCGCGCCUUCCCCGGGAUGCAGAGCAAAAGCUGAGGACUCCCAGCAGGCAAGGGGGUGGCGACGGGGUUGGGGGGACUCUUCCUUCCAAGGCCUGGAGACCCUCCAGCCUAUCCGCCAAGCGUUGCGGGGACUCUGAAGGCCGGGGUUCCGCUGAGUUGGUUUUCUGAGGCGUUGAGGGACAGAAGGCCAAGGAGCCUAUUCCCUUGGGGAGUCCUUCUUCCUUUGGAAAAAAACAGGAGUUCUCAUUUUCAAAUGGAAGUUCAUUUUCCUCAUUUGCUCCUCUGAGCUUUGACCCCGGCUUUUACUUGCUUCAGCCCCUCCCGGAAGUCUGAGAGUAGGCUAGGGUUGGGGGAGGAAGAGGAGGGGAAAUCCAAAGAAAACAGCCGACCCCCAGUCUCCCGGGACACUCCGGGAGGGAGGCGGGGAACGGGGAGGGGGAAAGCCCUGGCAGGACCGGGUCCUCCCUCAGGCCCCGCCUGACGACAGCUCCCGGCUGCCUGGCGGGCAGACCAACCGACAGACCAUCUCAGGCCACAGAUCGCCUCUCGGCUGGCGGGAAAGAGGCACCGCUGGCUGGUGCUGGAACUGGAUUGGCUGCUAACCUGUUCAUUUCCUAAGCUAUUUCUCUCCCACUUGCUUUCUGCCUCCUCUCCCCCUCCCCGCUUUCCUCCAUCCCCACCCGCCCCCUGGUCCCCCGAGCCCCGUGGGUCCCCCGGGGCCUGGCCUCUGCCCGAAUCCUGGGCGCCGCAGGGACCGGUGAGUGAUGGAGGCCUUGGGCAAGUCGUCCUUGUGGCUGCAAGGGGAGCUGGCCUCGCCUGAGCCCCGCCUGCACCUCCUGGACUGCCGCAGCCGCGAGCUCUACGACUCGUCUCACGUGGAGGGGGCGCUUAGCGUGACCCUGCCGGCCCUGCUGCUCCGGCGGCUGCGCAAGGGCAACCUCUCGGCCCGCUCCCUCCUCCCGGGCUCGCCCCGGCGCCAGCGGCAGCCGCCGUCCCCGCCACCUCAGGCCGGGGCCUGCGGGAGCCCCAUCCUGCUGUACGACGAGGGCACCGCCCCCCUGCCUCGUCCCGGCGAGGAGGCCACGGACUCGGUGCUAGGCACCCUGCUGCAGAAGCUGCGGGAGGAAGGCUACCUGGCUUACUACCUACAGGGUGGCUUCAGCAAAUUCCAGGCUGAAUGCCCUCAUCUCUGCGAAACCAAUCUGGAUGCGCCCUGUGCCAGCCACUCCCCUCUGCUGCCCCCUGCCCCCGUGGUGGGGCUGGGCGGCCUGUGCAUCGGCUCCGACUGUUCGGAUGUGGAAUCUGACCCCGACCGGGACCCCCUGAGCUGCGGGGCAGAGUCGGAAGGGGCCAGCCCCCCGCAUGGCCAGCCCCCGUCCUUCCCGGUGCAGAUCCUCCCGCACUUGUACCUGGGGAGCGCCCGGGAUUCGGCAAACAUGGACACUCUCGCCAAGCUGGGCAUCCGCUACAUCCUCAACGUCACCCCCAACCUGCCCAACCUCUUUGAGAAGGACGGGGACUUUCACUACAAGCAGAUCCCCAUUUCUGACCACUGGAGCCAGAACCUCUCCCAGUUCUUCCCAGAAGCCAUCGAGUUCAUCGAUGAGGCCGUGUCCCAGAACUGCGGGGUCCUGGUGCACUGCCUGGCCGGCAUCAGCCGCUCCGUCACCGUCACCGUCGCCUACCUCAUGCAGAAGCUCCACCUCUCCCUCAACGACGCCUACGACCUGGUGAAGAGGAAGAAGUCCAACAUCUCCCCCAACUUCAACUUCAUGGGCCAGCUGCUGGAUUUUGAGCAGAGCCUCAAGCUUGGGGGCAGCCGGGAAGAAAGCGGGGGGCCCGCCCCUUACGACAACCGCCGGCAGGCCGACCCGCCCUGCUUCUUCACAACCCCGACUAACGACAACGUCUUCGAGCUGGACCCCACGUAGCGGGAGCCGGGGACGGGGCGGACCCCCCCCGGGGCCUCCCCGGGGGGCUGUAGGCCACAGGUAGUGGUUCCCUUCUCCACCCUGGGGGGUUCCUGCUCAUCACGCUUCCCUACGGAGCACUCCUUCUGUGUCGGACGCGGGGUCACUUGGUGGAAAAAGCCACCCCGAGCCCAUGGGGAGGUGAGCUCCGAACCUUGGGUGUGAGGGGUGACGGCUGAGGUCCCGGGCAUUUGGGGGUCCCCUGCCACUCCCACGAUUAUUUCAAGUGAAUCAGCGGGAAUAAGACAAGCCUGCGGGUCGGGAAUCAGCGGUACCGCCCCUGGGCCUGGAGGGAGGGGGCACCGAGGCCCAGAAGGUACCAGGAUGACCCAGGCCCAGUCGAGAACCUGCCUCUCUGAAAUGUGCGAAUAGUCAGCAGGACCAUAGCAAGGACCGGGCUUCGCAACCUGCCACCCUCUGAGAAUUGUUGUUGUUGUUGUUAUUGUUGUCGUUGUUAUUUUUAAACCUUUUAGAGGGGCCGUAGAGGUGAACGUUUUAAAACCACAACGGACUUACGGAACCCAGAGCCUCGGGCUCCACGAGCAGUUGAAGAUCUCCGUGAUGACUCAGGUUGUGACCUGCCUCUCCGGGGGAGCCGCUUCAUGCUCCCCGCCUUCUCUGGAAACAUUUGCACUACAGCCACCUCAGACAACAGCACGGCCCAAUUAAUAGGGUCCAGUCCAGGACUUAAACCAGACCCGUUCGCAGUGGGCCGGCUGCUCUAGGCCAGCUCCGCGACCCGCAUCUCUAAGAGGGGUGGGGCCCUUUGGUUCUAGAGCCAGCCAUCUUUCCAAAAUUCACCUCGUAGAAAUUCUGAAGCAGGUCUGGAACCUGCCCCUUGGAACUGAGCUGUAUAUCCUGCAUCACCAUACCUCAUCUGUUGACUCGGACGCAACCGGAACAAGUCGGCCGCACCACCUGUUGGAGCGGACUGAGGGCCGGUCACUUCUGGCCCCAGGAGAACUUGUGGGAAGAUUUCCGGAACCAGAGUGGAGAGGGCAGCAAUCAAUCAAUCAGUGAAAUAACAGCUCUGGACUUGACUUUGGGGUGGAAGGAAGAAGGGGAAAGAGGGAAG